AUGUCUUGCUGCUGUGGAGAGGUUGAGAAGGAUGAGGAGGAGGAAAAGGUGACCGACAAGAGCGAUUUCGAGCAAGAGGAGGACCAGGACUUCGGACCUACUCCGAACCGAGGUUGCACCGACGCUUGGUGCCUCAUCGUGCUGGUGGCUGCUUGGGUCGCCUACAUCGUGGUGACGAUCAUGGGCAUGACCGACGGGAACCCUGCGAGGCUCUACCAACCCCGCGACUUCUCAGGUGCCUACUGCGAUGUGGAGAGCAACUGGAACAGUGGCCCAAACCUGAAGGGCUUCCCCAAGCAGAGCUUCACCAUGAACGUGAGCUCCGUGACGGAUGUCAUCGUCAAGCAGAUGAUGUGUUCAAGCGCCUUUAGGACGGCCAUGGUCGACGGCUACUCGGGCCUCCCCACGCAGGGCCCCCUGCUUACCGGCUUCGAGGCCGAGGACUAUCUAUGCGGCUGCUGCCUCAUCCCUUGCGGCGCCUGUGAUGGAAGCCUCAACGUGGGCGGAGACUUGGCGAACCCUGCGGACAUCUCUACGGUGAUCACCUCGAAGUUGGCGGAGCUUCGUGGGAAGGUCAGUGCAGAUAACUUGUUCUCGCCCACUGGUGCCAACGGCCAGGCUUUUGAGGACAUCUUCAACGAAGCCUCCCUCUACUUCAACGAAGUCUGCUUGACCGGAUGUGCUGCUGACUUCAGCUUGGUGAACGGCAGCGCGACUGCCCGUGAGUAUGUCUACGACAUGACCCCGGACAAUCCGCUCAAACUCGCCUUCGACACUUUGAAGGGCUACUCCGGUAGUAGGGCGGAGAUCCUUUCCAUCCAGAGCGUCAUCAGCAACGACUUCAAGUUUGAAGCUUUGCCCCUGGAUGUCUGCCCCUACCCGGCUAAACGAUGCGUGCCCAUGCCCGGUGUUGGCUUCAUGGAAAUUACAGAGGGUUCACCCUACUGCACCUUCGAAAUGACGGCGGACGUCGUGAACGCCCUAGGAUCCGCCAUGACAGACACCAUGGAAGCCUUGGGCAUUGCAGAUCUUUCCGCCAGCCUCUCAGACACUGUCGGUACUUGGGUCGGCGAUUUCCAGACCUCCAUCGAUGCGUUCCUCAUCACGCUUUUGGCCUCCUUCCUCGUGGGCUUCAUCUACAUGGUAGCACUACGCUUCCUUGUCGGCUGCUGCGUCUGGAUCUCUGUUUUCCUCUUCUUCUUGGUUCUCUGCUUCGGUGGUGCUUUCUCCUUCAUCAAGUCAUCGCAGUGCAGCGGAGUUGGGAUCUUUGAGACGGGCCAGACAAUGGUCGUCGGGGCCCUUACCACGGCCGCGGUGGUCAUUGAGAACGCCAUCAGCCAAACGACGCCGGCUUCCGAGGAGCUUUCGGGCUUGUAUGGCUCGAACUACACAGGUGUGCAGCGGUACAGCAAGCUCGGCAAGCUGUGCUACGAAUGGGGCGAUGCCGCGAUCCCGGAUUCCCGGGGCCCUUCCUACACGGCGGCCAACUACCCCGACUCGAACUUGGUCUCGAACUACUGCCGAAAUCCAUUCCAGGACACAGACCGCUACAAGGCAAAGACCAUCUGGUGCUUCACCCAAGACCCAGACUACAACUGGCAGGAGUGCAACCCUAUUGGGCAGAUCAGGCCUGUUUGCGAUGGAGGCUAUGACAUCAACAGCGAGGAGCUGCGUAUCGUCCUCGAGGUUCUUGCGUACAUCCUCUGGGUCCUCGCCUUCAUUUACUGCAUUGUUGUCUGCUGCCUGACAAACAGGAUUCGCUUGGCGAUUGCGGUGAACAAAGUGGCUUCCGUCUUCGUCGUGCACACGCCUAUGAUCCUGAUCUUGCCUGCUGUGCAGGCCCUGGUCGCUGGGCUCUGGACUUUGGUCUGGGGCCUCUCAGCAGCCUUCUUGCUCAGCCAGGUUCCUGAUGACUAUGUGCCAAAGACCGUGUUUGCAACCUACGCCGAAGCCUACGGUACGUCCGACGUACCUGGACAGUGCACCGGUACCUGGCCGACCGGCUCCGUGUGGAAAGACGAGGAAAACUGCGAGCUUGUGAACGGGACCAUGGCUUGCUGGCGGUGCUCCCAGCCGCGCUAUGGAUUCGACUGGCGCUUUGCAGUGUCUUUCUUCGUGUACUUGUGGAACAAUGCCUUGAACAUUGCCAUCGGGCAGAUCAUCAUUGCCGGUGCGGUGGUUGUGUGGUUCUUCACCAAGAACACCAAUAAGGGCAAGAAGAAUGCCAUCCGCCGAUCACUUUGGAUGGUCUUCCGCUACCAUCUGGGCUCCGUGGCCUUUGGCGCCUUCAUCGUCGCCCUUGUCCAGUUCAUCCGGUACAUGCUCAAGUACUACGAGCAGCAGGCCAAGGCGCAAAAGAAUCGGAUCGUGGUCUUGAUCCUCAAGGUGCUCCAAUGCCUCAUCUGGUGCUUUGAGAAGUGCAUCAAGUUCCUCAACAAAAACGCCUACAUCCAGAUCGCCCUGAAGGGCACGAACUUCUGCACUUCGGCAAAAAAGGCAUUCUUCCUCAUUCUUCGAAACGCACUGAGAUUUGGAACUGUCGCCAUUCUGGGAAGCAUGAUCCACGUCAUUGGCAUCAUGUUCAUCACUGCUGGUACGGCUGUUUUGGGGUACUUCACCCUCUCCGGACUCCAUCCAGCUAUGGCCCCGGCUGUCCCCAUGAUUAUCUACAUCAUCUUGGGCUAUGUCGUGGGCCGCCUCUUCACUAGCAUCUUCGAGCUUGCUGUGGACACCACCUUGCAGUGCUUCCUGUGCUGUGAGGAGAUGCAAAUCGCUGAAAUGGGGCCGGAUGGUUUCGUGCCUUCACAACUCGGUCCAUGGCUGGACAAGUCGCAGCCUCCCGAGAAGGCCUCAGAGAAGAAGGAGCUGGAGCGUCAGUUCGUGAAGCUGAGCGAGCUGGAGGCGAAAAGCCGAGUCACCCGACCGGUCCUGGCAAACAGUCAGCCUCAUGAAGCUCCAGCCUUUGCGAAAGAGCAGAGUGCGAUGCUCCCAGACUCUUCGCCAGGCGGACGCCUGCAAGAAGUUGCCAAGCAGAGAUCACUCGAAACUGCAUGGAGUUCGGAGCAUAGAGGAGGCCCGGCCCCACCGUCGGCGCCCUAUCCCAAGCAAGGCAGUAAGAUCAUGCAGCGCAUCCAGCAAAGCCCAGUCUUCGAGGAGUCUGAAGAUCAGUCCCAUUCUUUCCAACUGCCUGGAAUCAUUCGACGUGACCGCGACCACUACAACUUCGUCCACGGCCAAAGGACAAAACACUUUGUGGCUCUGAAGCCGUGGUAUGUCAUGAACCCUGACAGCAAUGGCCUCGCGACGAUCUGGCAGGUUAUGUCUGCCGCUGCCAUGGCCUAUACUGCAUUGGUUACGCCUCUCCAGGUUUGUUUGCUCGACAUCUCCUUCGACACCCUGUUCGUGCUGAGCAUGUGUACGGACUUCAUUUUUUUGCUGGACAUGGUUCUCCAGUUCUUCACAACAUACGCUCGGACGACUCCCAGUGGUGUUGUCUGGGAGGUGAGGCUGGACAUGAUUGCGAAGCAUUAUUUGCGCUCGUGGUUCUUCUUCGACUUGUUUACCAUCAUUCCUUUCGAUCUUCUAGGCCUGCUCACAAAUGCGGAAGCAUUGAAAGACCUGAAGAUUGUGAAGGUGAUUCGCACGCUUAGACUGGUGAAGCUGGUCCGGCUGCUGAAGUCCUCGAACCUUCUGCAUCGUUUGGAGAUCCCUUUCUCGCUGCCGUACCAGCAGUUCGCUCUACUGAGAUUUCUCUCCGUGCUCGUAUUGAUGUGUCACUGGCUGGCCUGUGUAUGGGCUUUGACGCUGCAGCUGGUUGACCGCAAUUACCCCCAGUGGAUCGACGAUGUGGAGGCUGUGGAUGGUGAGUUCGGCAUCCUAACCCGUGAAUCCGCAUGGCGAGUUUACGUUGCUUCCUUCUAUUUCUGUAGCUACACUAUGACUUCAGUGGGCUAUGGGGAUUUCGGGCCGAAGAACAUCCUGGAGCGGCUCGUUUGCACGAUGAUGGUGAUGGUCUCCGGGUUAUGCUGGGCCUACAUUCUCGGCGAAGUCUGUGCCAUCGUGGCGGACAUGAAUGCUGACGGUCAGCUCUUCCGGAAGAAGAUGCACCAGCUGAACGUCAUGAUGAGAGAUCAAGGACUGCCCUACGAGCUUCGCAGUCGGUUGCGCAGCUUUUUCUUGCAAAACCGACACCAGAUCCAGUAUCAGAAGCAGCUUCAGCUCCUGGACAACAUGAGCCCCCGGCUCCAGGCGGAAGUCUGCAGAGUGCUUACGCUGACCUGGAUCCGGGUUGCGGACAAAGCCCCGCGGGCCCCCCUGCCGGUGCACUCGACGGGCAACAUGGACACGUAUCAGCGGACCACGCAGGACGUCAAAGACUCGCCGAACGGGGAGGACAAGUUGUUGCUGGUCGGAUACGGCCCGGCGAACACCCCGACACACGCGAAUGGACGAACCGGAGUUCUGAAGACUGGACUGGAGAAGAGCGGCUUCGGCGUCUUCGACUGGAUGUACCUUGACAUCGACGUUCGUGCGCUGGGCUUGAAGGACGCAGAACACGACGUUCAGAGUUCCCCGGCGCUCAACUACAGAGUUCUCCAGCACCUGUCGGUCGGCCAGGAAGGCAUGUGGCACGCGCUGGUCAUGAUGCUCGCUCUCAUUUCCACGCUGCUCGAGUACAAGCCGGAGGGCAUGAAGAUCAUCCUCUCGCUGUUCUGUGACGAGGUUGAAGGCAAACGGGGCAAACACCGUGCCGCCGGACUUUCCACCCUUGUGGCACUUGCCUUGGGUCACCCGCUGUUCCUCCCGACGUUCAACUACCCGGACGUUUGGGACAUCAAGUGGUGGUCGGUCCACUUGCCACCCGUGGAGAAACGCGAGGAGGACGACCCGUUACCCAACUUCAUCUCGACGGCCAUCAUCAUGUCGAAGUACAUGUUCAAAAAUCCCCGUCGGAGGUCACUCGCUUACUACGCGGCGGCCACGCAGCUCGGCUUUUGUGAGCCGGACGUACCCGAGGCCGCGGCGGCCUUCUCCGAAGGCAUGCAGGAGGCGGACGACGAGGGCUACCAGAAGGACACAGACUCGGAGAUGAUCGCGCAGGACCUUGGACGCAUUGGCGACGACGGCUUCCUCACGGUGGCCAAAACACGCCGGGGGAGAUCGCUGGACCAGGAGGACCCUCCACCUCCCCCGAAGGCCUGCCAGGACGACUACACGGCGGUCGACAUGCUCGAGUUCCACUUGUACAUGGCCCGCAAAAAAGGAGGGCAAAAAGCGGUGGACGAUCUUUGCAUGGAGAUGGCGAGGGAAAGGGUGUCUUGGCUACUUUACAUUGACUGA
Molecule: messenger RNA, 5340 nt
Organism: Symbiodinium sp. CCMP2592
Lineage: Eukaryota; Dinophyceae; Suessiales; Symbiodiniaceae
Source: the annotation of a GenBank genome assembly